Molecule: messenger RNA, 730 nt
Organism: Cottoperca gobio
Lineage: Eukaryota; Metazoa; Chordata; Actinopteri; Perciformes; Bovichtidae
Gene: c22h21orf58
Product: chromosome 22 C21orf58 homolog
Exons: 5
Source: RefSeq, a predicted model, not a curated record
GUUUCUAUGGCGACGGAACAGCCUAACGUAUGACAACUGAGGUGUGGUUACAGAGAAGCAUGGCAACCACUCACAACACACAUGAACACAAAAGUAUGUGUGACUCCAAAUGCCAAGAUUUCAGCUACCCCAGCAGCCUCUGCUUACUCAGAUUCCCCCACCUCAGCUCUACCCUGCACCACGCUCAGGAUACAUCAAAGAGAACAUCAUUGAAUUGUUGCUGAAGCAAAAUGCCCAGAUGCACCAGAUCAUAAUGCAUAAUAUGAUGCUCAAAGCAUUGCCUCCACUGCGCCCCUCAAACUACAUACAGUAUCUUGGGCAGUCCUAAAUCUGUAUUUCCAGGACAGCCUUACCCAUUUUUGUAAGGCCAGAUGUAAAACCAAGAGAAAGUGCUGUGCAUCAUCAUCAUCAUCAUCAUCAUCAUCAUCAUCAUCAUCAUCAUCAUCAUCAUCAUCAUCAUUAUUAUUAUCAUAACUAUGGUCCUACCCCUGCAGCACCACAGCUGCUUCCCAUCAGCAACCCUACAUGGCUACCAGCGGUGUCAUCUGUCCCAGCAGGACAAGAAGGGGGACAUCUGCACUCGAUACACCAUGUAACAGCCCCUUUCACACUCCCACCACUCAAUGUAUUUGACCCUGAGAGUCUCCUAAUGCCUCUGAAUCGAAAACUGCAUAGCAUGCACAGAAAACUUGUUGGAAGUGAAGCUCUGACUGUGACUGAUCAAACAUGA